AUGACCAAAGUUUUCCUUUCAGGUAUAAGCGGGUUCCUAGGAACGCAUAUAUUACAUGCUUUAAUGCGCUCCGGUAGUGAUUACAUUAUUCAUGGCGCACUGAAUCGUAUAAAGCUGCUUAUUGUGCCUGAUAUUGCUACUAGCUGCCUUAAAGAGGCUAUGGAUGGGUGUAUAUAUGUUAUUCAUUCUGCCUCCCCUUCGUACCUCAACGCACAAGAUCCGGAAAAAGACAUGUUGAUACCAACAAUUCAAAGCAUGAGAAACGUUUUGGAGUCUGCCCAUUCUACCAUUGUGAAAAAGAUUGUGAUCACAUCCUCUUUAUUGGCAGCCAUGGAUAUUGCUAGCGGGUCUGUAAAAUCAGCUGACUACAUCUACACAGAGAAGGACUGGAAUUCCUGUACAUAUGAGGAAGCCUGUCGGGCCGCUGGGCCGGCUGCAGGUAUAACUGUCUACAAUGCCAGCAAAGCUUUAGCAGAAAAGGCCGCUUACGAGUUUCAGAAACGGCCAGUUGUUACGUUUGAGUUGGCCAGCAUCAAUUCGACUACCUUAUUUGGACCAUUACUUCAACCGUGGAUCCAUAAAAGCACUGUGAAUGCUUCGACUCAAAUGAUUUACGAUCUUAUCGACUCUAAGACAGAAGUACCAUAUAUUAUGCCUCUUUUCUGUAAUGUUCAGGACGUUGCAAAGGCUCAUGUAUGGGCGUUGGAGAAGCCUGGCGCUAUGGGACAUCGCUUUUUUAUGAACGGACCAGCCUUCUCUUUGCACAAGACGAUCAAAUAUUUUGCGGACCACUACUCACAUCUCCGGCCACGCCUCCCAUCCAGCUGGGUCUCUUUUAAUUGGGCAUAUAAAGUAAGCGAGCUUAAGUGA
Molecule: messenger RNA, 870 nt
Organism: Malassezia pachydermatis
Lineage: Eukaryota; Fungi; Basidiomycota; Malasseziomycetes; Malasseziales; Malasseziaceae
Product: dihydroflavonol reductase
Exons: 2
Coding region: 1-870 (289 amino acids)
Molecular function (GO): oxidoreductase activity, acting on the CH-OH group of donors, NAD or NADP as acceptor
Source: RefSeq, a predicted model, not a curated record